AUGCCAUUUAGUGCUAACAGGGAGAAACAAAGAAACAAGGAUAAACAAGAUGACUUGGAUGAAACUGCCUUGGAUUAUGAAGCUAUGGACAAUGAUGAUGAUGAUGAUGAUGAUGAAGGAGAAACAGCCAAGAAGAGCAAUGGCACAGUGAAUGAAGAACCCAAAAGCCAUGACCAGUCUCCCAUUGCAAAUGAGGGUGCAGCAGCUGAGAAAGAAGAAGAAAAAAAUACAGUAAAGGAUCAGAAGAAGGAUGAAGCAAGUGAUCUUAAGAAGGGGAGCAAGGAUCGCAGUGGCAGGGCUCACUCUCAUGACCGAAGGGCAAGGGACCGCUCCAGGUCCCGUGACAGACGCCAGGACAGGUUUCGCAGCAGAAGGGACCGCUCCAGGGAGAGGCAGAACAGACCCCGUGACAGACGGGGACGUUCAAGGGAUAGAAACAACCGUCGUGACCGGUCAAGGGACAGGUCACGUAAUAGAUCAAGGGACAGGUCACGAGACCGAUCCAGGGACAGGUCAAGGGACAGGUCAAGAGACAGGUCAAAGGACAGGUCAAGAGAUAAGAGAGAUAGGUCCCGCAGUAGAGAUAAGACCAAUGAGAGAAGGAGAAAGUACUCUUCUGGAAGUGAUAGCAGUGAUAGUGAUUGA
Molecule: messenger RNA, 645 nt
Organism: Penaeus indicus
Lineage: Eukaryota; Metazoa; Arthropoda; Malacostraca; Decapoda; Penaeidae
Product: serine/threonine-protein kinase fray2-like
Exons: 2
Coding region: 1-645 (214 amino acids)
Source: RefSeq, a predicted model, not a curated record